Messenger RNA from Cynoglossus semilaevis (tongue sole), 6084 nucleotides. RefSeq names its product A disintegrin and metalloproteinase with thrombospondin motifs 2-like. The transcript is spliced from 27 exons. Gene Ontology annotation, cellular component: extracellular matrix. Gene Ontology annotation, molecular function: metalloendopeptidase activity. The coding region runs from base 818 to 4882 and encodes 1354 amino acids. NCBI's taxonomy places the organism in Eukaryota, Metazoa, Chordata, Actinopteri, Pleuronectiformes, Cynoglossidae. The record is from RefSeq and is a predicted model, not a curated record. Gene Ontology annotation, biological process: proteolysis; extracellular matrix organization.
AUCCAUCCACUCGUUGACUCUGUUUUGUUUAUUUUAUCGAUUGUUUGUUUUGUUGUCAGCUUCUUGUCGAUUGAUGUUCGUACACAAAAUGAUUUCAAAGACAGACUUCAGACCAAACAUAAGAGUUACAGUCCAAACUAAUCAACAGUACAAUCUCAACAGUCGUCGCUGUUUAAACUGCGUGAUGAAACGGAAGUAAAGCUGAAACCUAGACCGUUACGACAGCGGAAGUGGCUCCGCUCUUAACUUUACCAGUGUUUGUAACGUGAUGAUGCUCCGUUCGAUACUCGGUUCUUUCAGACGGUCACGACAAUGUUUUGUCAUGUGCUCUUCUCCUUCCGUGGGACUGUGUUCCUAAACAACACCGCUGCGGUGUUUUACUUUAGCCUCGUUAGCUCCCGCUGAAUGAACGUAAACAUCUGUCCACUGUUUCAGUUCCGUCCGGUCAACGUGUCAUUGUUGACAACAAAUAACAUACAGUCUGAGAGCGGAGCAGGAAGUGUCUCCGAUGUCUUCACUGAGGUGAAAGUUAACAGUCUGCAGGUAACCAGCAGGGGGCGUGUGAGAGUCAGCUGAAACCUGUGUUAAACUAUGAGAUGUGUUGUAUGAGCCCUCUGCUGUGGCCGCAUGGCAGAACUGAACUGAUAUUAAUGCUGUUUACAACAGCUCCACCUAGUGGAUAUAACCUUGGGCGUGUGUGUGUGAGAGAGAGAGGGAGAGAGAGAGAGAGACAGUAGGAGGAGAUCAGAGGAGAAGGAGUCUUUGUCUCUGAGUCACUGUGUCUCUGCAGCUCUGACUGUUCUGACUGUGUCUCAGGAUGGAGGACCAUCAACAUGGACUGGUACCGAUUCUUCUCUUUCUGUUCCAGAUCAACUGUUUUCACUCAGUUUACAUCAGUGAUGAUGCAGGUUCUCUUCAUCAGCUCCUCACAGACUUUGACAUUGUUCAACCAAUCAGAACAGACUCUGAGGGACGUGUCCUCCCCAUGAUGCACCUCUCUCACCUGCAGCAUCGCAGGAAAUGGGGCACACCCAUUAACAACGUCAGACAAAAACGCCAGACACAACACAUGCCACCAUCCAAUCAGAGAAGUGGAACCUGGAGGGGGCAAAUAGAAGGCCAGAUGCAGCUUUACUACAACAUCACAGUGUUUGGUCAGAAGCUCCGCCUACAGCUGCGUCCAAACUCUCGUCUGGUGGCUCCGACUGCUAGCAUGGAAUGGGAGGAGUCAGGACAACUGCACUCUGAACCAAUCAGAGGCAGUGACUGUUUAUACAUCGGAGAUGUGGCCAACAUGGAGGAGACGAGUGUGGCAGUCAGCACCUGUGAUGGACUGGCUGGAAUUAUUCAAACACCUGAUGAUGAGUUUUUCAUCCAACCGUUAAGAAGACGGAGGACGGAGGGAGGAGGAGACGAGGAGGGAGACGACCAAGAAACAGCAGGGCGCCCUCAUGUGGUGUAUCGUGCCUCUGCUGUAAGGACAAAAACAGCCGGCAAUCAAACAGUGAAUGACUUCCUCUCAGCUCCUCUGUCCGAGUCUCUGAACCAGGAGAAUCUGAGACGGAACUCAGGACGCAGGCGCAGAUACAUCCAGGAGGCGGAGCUCUUCAACAUUGAGGUUCUGUUGGCGGUGGAUUAUUCAGUUCUCUUGUUUCACGGCCGAGAACACAUUCAGAAAUUUCUCCUCACCUUCAUGAACAUCGUCAAUGAGAUCUACCAGGAUCAUUCCCUGGGUGCCAACAUCAACACGGUUUUGGUUCGGAUCAUCAUGCUGUCAGCAUCAAAGUCCCUGGAGCUGAUCUCAGCUGGAGAUCCUCAGAAGAGUCUAGAGAAGGUCUGUGGUUGGUCGUACCUCCAGCAGAGGGAGCAGAGUCACGCCGAGCAGCACGACCACACCAUCUACCUGACCAGGCAGGAGUUCGGACCAUCCGGCAUGCAAGGAUAUGCUCCGGUCACUGGCAUGUGUCAACUUCACCGCAGCUGUGUCCUGGUCCUGGAGGACGGAUUUUCUUCAGCUUUUGUAGCAGCACAUGAGACAGGACACGUGUUGGGGAUGCAGCACGAUGGUGAAGCCAACAGCUGUGAAGACGAUGUGUCUCUAGGAAGCAUUAUGUCUCCUCGGGUCCAGGCCACAUUCCAUCGGUACCACUGGUCCAGAUGCAGCUGGAGGGAACUGCACCAGUACCUGGAUUCUUACGACUGUCUCCGUGACGACCCCUUCCACCAUGACUGGCCUCCUCAGCCUCCUCUGCCUGGGUUCCAGUACUCCAUGGACCAACAGUGUGUGUUUGACUUUGGACCAGGAUACAGUCUGUGCACAGCAUACCCAAACCUGGACCCCUGUAAGCAGCUGUGGUGCAGUGACUACAACAACCCGUUUUACUGUAAAACUAAGAAAGGUCCUCCACUCGAUGGAACCAAGUGUGGACCAGGGAAGCACUGUUACAGGGGAUUCUGCCUGAGGUUGACACCCAACCUCCUGAAACAAGAUGGCGGCUGGGGAACCUGGAGUUCUUACGGCAGCUGCUCCAGGACCUGUGGGGGUGGAGUCAGGUUUCGGAUUCGCCGUUGUGACAAUCCAUCUCCAGCCAACGGAGGGCGCACGUGCAUCGGAAACAGCUUCGAGUUUGAGCUGUGCAGCCAGGACGAGUGUCCAGCACUGACGGACUUCAGGGAGGAACAGUGUAAAGUCUGGAACCCAUUCUUUGAACACGAAGGAACGAAACAUCACUGGCUGCCGUUUGAACAUCCAGACUUGGAUCUUCGCUGCCGUCUUCACUGCCAGUCAAAGGAAACAGGGGCAGUGGUUUCCAUGAACAGAAUGGUGCAUGAUGGGACAGCGUGUUCCUAUGGGGACACCCACAGCGUGUGUGUGAGAGGAGAGUGUGAGCAUGUGGGUUGUGAUGGUCAGAUUGCCUCGGACCAUCAGGAGGAUCGCUGUGGGGUCUGUGGAGGAGACAACGCCACCUGCAGGAUUAUCAAAGGAAACUUCACCCGUAGCACAAAGAAGUCAGGGUACCUGAAGAUCCUUGAGAUCCCUAAAGGAGCACGCCACCUGCUGGUGCAGGAGUUUAAGGGAACUCCUCACAUCCUUGCAGUGAAGAACCUGGAGACAGGUCACCUCUUUCUAAACGAUGACCAUGAAAUUCCACAAUCCCGUGUGGUGAUUGAGAAGGGUGUGGCCUGGGAUUACAUCAACAGAGAUGAGCAGGAAUUCCUGCAGACCUCAGGGCCGCUAAAGUAUCGCGUCCUGCUCAUGGUUCGUUCCCAUGGGGACACCAAAGUGACGGUCUCAUACAAGUAUGUCAUUCAGGAAAGACUGCGCUCAUCAUUGGAGUCCAACCUACUGCAGGAGGACUCUGUCUUCUAUGAGUGGGCUUUGAAGAGGUGGUCCCAGUGUUCCAAACCCUGCGGCGGAGGGAAACAGUACACCAGAUUUGGCUGCAGGAGGAAAGCUGAUGGGAAAAUGGUUCCUAGGACACUCUGUUCCAAUGUGAAAAAACCUCGGGCUAUUAGCCGCAGCUGCAACACUGACACCUGCAGCACACCACGCUGGGUGACAGGAACAUGGGAGGACUGCAGCGCCUCAUGUGGUCAGAGUGGGUGGCAGCGUCGAUGGGUGAGCUGCCAGGAGGACUCCAUCAGGGCUCAUUUGCAUAAGCAACAGGGAUCCAGCAGGGGGCAGCAGCAUUCAGCAAACAGCAAACUCUGUCAGGACCAACGCCCAGAAGGAAAACGUGUGUGCAACCGUUUUAUGUGUCCUGCCACCUGGAGAAUCGGGCCUUGGACUCCGUGUUCAGUGUCAUGUGGAAAUGGAACUCAGGAGCGUCAGGUUGCGUGUUCCAGUCCAAACACCUCAACAGGAAACUGCACUGAGGCUCAACCAAUCACAACACGCAGCUGCCAAGCUCCUCCCUGUAACGGUGACCAGAAAAACUCCAACAUCCAGUGGUUGUCUAGGUCCAACCCAGCCUUGCCUGCCCCAAAGAUCUCUUCCAAGCAGCGGUGCCGUGGAGACAGGUCCAUGUUUUGUCGGAUGGAGGCAUUACAUCAGUACUGCUCCAAUCCAGGUUACCGACAGAUGUGCUGCCAAUCCUGCAGCAGAGAAAUCCUGAACAGCACGAGGCCAGCUCCGACCACCAACAGCAGGUUAGCACCAGCUCCGACCACCAACAGCAGCUUUUGGAUUACGGACACAGAGACGAUCACCUCUGCAACUACACACAGCUGGUCUGACGGCAGCCCAGUCAUCAGUGACAUCACCAGUGUCACGCCCAGCUUUACUGAAACUCCAACCCCAACGAGCAAAAGUAGCUCUGACUUUGUGUAUGUGGAGUACGAGGAUUACGACGAGUACUCGUCUUUUGAGGAGCCUGUGGUUCAGACUGAGACUCUGGAGCUUAGAUCAACAGCACCUCCUUCUCCUGAACCUUCAUCUUUGUCUCCAGAAAAUGUCACCUCUCCUGAGCCUUAUUCUUUUGCUCCAGUACAGACACCUCAUCUAGAACCAUCAAUCCCUACUCCAAACUCUGCUGGUGCUGAUCCGACUCACAUCCCCUCAGCAUCAGCUGGUCCUGAAAAUCUCGUCAAUUCAACUCUAUUGGGGGGGCAGAGGUGGCAGAUAAAGGUGUAUCCUACAGACCCAUCGAUAUCUUCAUCCUCCUUCAUUCCUCAGACCAAGACAGAAAACAACUCAGUGGACGAGGUGUUGUACCAGAUUGUGGAAGAAGACAGGGACAAUACCAGAAGGCAUCAGAACUACUUUGUUCCCCGGAUGCCACCCUUCAGAGAGCGGACACAAAACAAACGUAUUCAGCAACUUUUAAAUGAGAAACGAAGGCAGAACCUUCUGAAGAGAGUCAAUCAUAACAAAGAAAAAUAAUUGUCAAUUAAAGGAACUGCUAAAAGACAUGUUUAAAUUCCUGUGUCGCAUGUUUUAACUCUUCAUGUUGUGCAAAUAAUAAUGUGGAACAACAGGAAGUUGAGGAUGAUUCUAGAAGCAGGUUUUCUCUGAGAAAAAGUAAAGUUCAGACCAGAUCCCACUUUUAUCUCUGUAUGUGUUGUAAAAUAAAGAAUGAUCUAGAGUCGGACCAAGGCCUACCUCUUCUGAUUCCUUUAAUUACUGAACUUCACAUCGUUUAUUCAAAAAGUGUGACUGAUUUUAAAUCCUAUGUCCUAACCUGCAGUGGUUUCUCUUUUACAGGGAUUUGUCAAGUGUAUUGUGUGUAUUAACCACUUUAUGUCAAUCAUAAACCAUACUUUUUGGGUGACGAAACUGCAAUGAGAUAGAGAAAGACGCUUGAACAAAAUAUAACUUAAAUGAGACAAAAAUUGGACAAAGUAUCGCUAAAGACAGCAGCUGAAUAUGUUCAGUCUGGUCAUAAUGUAUUUGAACGAUGUUUCUUUUUUUCUUUCCGAACGAACCAGUGAUAGAAAAUCGGUCGAAAAUAAGAAACAAAUACAUGUAAUUACAGACUCCGGUUAUAGCGGUUGUCAUGCCGAUAUCUCUCUGUGUUGUAAACAGUUUAUCUCAGAUCGGAUAACAGUUAAACUGAAGGAUAACCUAAGCAAUUCCUCCCUAUGUGUGGGGAGACGGACGCUGAACGAACGGAGGGCGAUAAAGUCGUUCUUCCUGACCUUGGCGGAAGCAAAAGUGGCAGUUAAAUCCAAGAUGGCGGCCACGGUCGUUCGCAGUCUCGGCUCUAGUUUGAGUAAAAGCUUGCGGGAGGUCCGGGUCCAUCUGUGCCAAACGUCGGCAGGCAGUAGAGGGGCCAGAGACUUUGUGGAGCAUCACUAUGUCCCUCUGAAAAAGUCCAACCCUGACUUUCCAAUCCUUAUCCGAGAAUGUUCUGGAGCACAGGCCCGAUUAUGGGCCAGAUAUGAGUUUGGUAAAGAAUGCAGUGUCUCUGUGGAGAACAUGUCAUCUGACCAGGUGGCUCAAGCUCUGCGCACAUUGGUCCAGUCAGCACCCUGACACGUUGUCAUCCCCCCACCCUCUCCCUCUGCUGGGCGGACCAGUCUAAUUAAACUUCUCUGUUGAAAUGCAAAUAUGUUAAUGUUAAUAAAAAACAAUAUUGUUCAGAA